AUGUCUGGACUCAUCGAAAAGGUCAAGGAUAAGCUUCACAGCCACUCCGACAACAAGACUGAGCAGCCCGAGGGCACUCACGGAACUCACAGCUCCCGCACUGCCAAUGCUGCCGACCCUCGCAUUGACUCCGAUCGCGACCACCGCGCGGCCGUGGGCACCCAUGAUGGCUCUUACACCACUGGUGGUGACAACUACUCCUAUGGCGAGUCCAACACCAAGGGCAGGAACACUGCCGGCGACACACUCACAUCUUCUGGCACAACUGGCCCUGCUCCCACAACCGCAGGCGCGCACAAGUCCGAUAUGCUGAACAAGGCGGACCCCAGAAUCGACUCAGAUCUCGAUGGCAGCAAGAACAUGGGCCUUCGUUCCGAGAAGGCUACCCACGCUGGCACUACCCAGACUGGAACCACCGGCACUUCUCACGGAACUGAUACCACCAGCUCUACCUACGGAACCGGAACUACCACCACUGGCUCCAGCACUGGAACCAGCGGCACCGGAACCGCGUUUGGUUCGACUGGUCCUGCUUCCAAGACUGCCGGCGCACACAAGUCUGACACCCUGAACAAGGCCGACCCCAGAAUCGACUCUGAUCUCGAUGGCAGCCGUAACAUGGGCCUCCGCUCUGAAAAGCAGACUCGUGAUACUGGACUUACCAGCGGUCAUGGAACUGGAACUACCACUACCAGCACUGGAAACACAUUCAGCUCGACUGAGCCUGGCUCCAAGUCUGCUGGCGCACACAAGUCAGUCGGCUCUGAUUUCGGUGGCAGCCGCAACAUUGGCCUCGGCUCUGAGCAGGUUACCCACGACAUCGGAACCACCAGAACUGCUGGUACUUCGGGAGCUACCUCCGGCAGUGGAUUCGGUACCGGUAUGGGCACUGACACUCUCGGAGGCGGCAGCGGCAUCAACACCUCCGGCCGAUCUGACAACUACACAUCUGGCACAUCUGGCCUAGACACCCGUAGCUCAGGCCUCGGCUCAGGCACCGGCACCGGCACCGGUGGCUACUCCGGCUUGGACACAUCUUCCGGCUUGGACUCGACUUCGGGAUUCAGUUCCGGUGAGCGUCACUUGGGUGGUGAGCGCCACUUGGGCCAACAGACUGGCACCCUCGGCAGCGACACCACUACCAGCGCAUACGGCGGCCUGGGCAAUACCGGCGGUGCCUUUGGAUCUGAUCGCCAGACUACCGGCCCAGCUUCCAACACUGCUGGCCCCCACAAGUCCGACGUGAUGAACAAGGCCGAUCCCCGUGUGGACAGCGACCUCGACAACAGCAAGACCUUUGGUGGUGACAAGACUUAUCAGUCUUAA
Messenger RNA from Trichoderma gamsii, 1326 nucleotides. RefSeq lists its product as hypothetical. The transcript has a single exon. The record is from RefSeq and is a predicted model, not a curated record. Bases 1 to 1326 code for a protein of 441 amino acids. NCBI's taxonomy places the organism in Eukaryota, Fungi, Ascomycota, Sordariomycetes, Hypocreales, Hypocreaceae.